Paramecium pentaurelia is the source of this 630-nucleotide messenger RNA. The record is from the annotation of a GenBank genome assembly. NCBI's taxonomy places the organism in Eukaryota, Ciliophora, Oligohymenophorea, Peniculida, Parameciidae.
AAUGUAAAAUCCACAGACAAUGGAGUAGGAUAUCAUAGCCUUCAUCAAUAAUCCUGCAGAGGAAAACACAGAAAAGAUUCAUGACUAUUUACAUAAGCUGUCUGGAAUGAAAUAUAAUAGUCAAAUCACAUAUAAGUCACCUAAAUAUUGUGCUUUAUCAGGAGUAGAGCUGGAAGAGGAUUUUAUAAUAAUAGAUAAUCACUAUUUCUCACCUAAGCAAAUUUCAUCUUAUUAUUUAAGAGAUGGUAUACUAGAUGUUUCGAUUGGGGAUCUACACUUUAUUAAAUAUGGUAAUGACAAAGAGAUUAUUAAAAUUGAAUUAACAUGGGAAAUUCUUAAUAAGAUUUACGGUAAAAAUUUGAAUUAGUCAUUAAAAGAGUAGAAAAUUAUUAUUAUGCUAGGGCUUACGAUCAUUUUAAUUAAAGAACUUAGCAACCUGUCACAUUUAAAUGCGAGUUAACAGGAAGAUCUGGUGUUAUUUCGGAAUAAAAGAUUGUAAAUGGAAAAUAAGUAUGCUCUGAAUAUGCAGCUCAUCAAAAAAAAGAACAAUUAAGUGAAGAAAAAAGAAAAUAAGUAGAUUCCUCAUAGGGAUUUUAAUAAGGUGCAGGGAAUAGCUAAUAUAUUUAUUGA